Sphaeramia orbicularis (orbiculate cardinalfish) is the source of this 2270-nucleotide messenger RNA. Its product is annotated as carbohydrate sulfotransferase 15-like. NCBI's taxonomy places the organism in Eukaryota, Metazoa, Chordata, Actinopteri, Kurtiformes, Apogonidae. The transcript has 8 exons. The record is from RefSeq and is a predicted model, not a curated record. Bases 270 to 1973 code for a protein of 567 amino acids. Gene Ontology annotation, biological process: hexose biosynthetic process. Gene Ontology annotation, molecular function: N-acetylgalactosamine 4-sulfate 6-O-sulfotransferase activity.
UCCGGAAAGUCUCGCAUUUCCGCGACCAAAUCCGAUCACCGCCUGCCAACAUGCACAUCGUUUGCGCUGAGGAUCCACUCUCAGUACUUCAUUUCAGUCCCGGUUUACACAGACACCUCUCUCUGAGAUUGAUGAUCACCACCACGCGUCACGAGUGGAUAAGAGGAGAAACGCCUGGACUGAAUCAGAUCAAGUGAAUCCUGCAAUCAACUCAGGACUACGUGAGAAAUGAAGACAAAUGAUCAUGUAAGGAUUUCAAGUGACAAUGGAUGGACACUUUUUCAGAACGAUCCUCUAAUCCAUGCUGUUUGUUGCGAAAAAUCUUCACUUUGACGCUUGUUUCUCUUGCCACUAUGUCACUACCAGACUGCAAAUACAGAAGCAAUAUCCAAACAGACAACACUCACAGUCUCCACAGCUUACCCAUGGAUGGGAGCUAUGAGAAGAGAUCCAUCAUGACAUUAUUUGACUUCAAGAACCUAAACUUGCCUGAAAAUCUAGAGGUCAAGUGGGUUCACUUGUUUUCACAAACCAACCUGCGAGGUAUCUCAAGAGUCAGAGUAGUUAGUUUCCUGCUCUGUUUGACUCUCACGUUCCUCAUCGUGGUGUCCUAUAGCCUAACGUGGGACAGAAAAGGACUUUUGUUAACGCCCUCACCCUAUCAGCUCAGACCUGUGGUCAGUCCAACAAUAACAACAACAACCACCGCUGACGUUUCCUCUGAGAAGAAUUUAUUAGACAUGAAACUACUGGUGAAGACCAUCAGCUCAAAACUGGAAUACCCACCCAGGAAGGUACCUGAUGAGGAGGACGUUAUCCGAACUGACCCCAAUUUGUUUUCUGUAAUUCCUCACCAGUUCCUACCUGGGAUUAAAAGCCCCUGCUGGUAUCAGGACGUCUCCAGUAGACUCAGCACUGACCCAUACCGGGGAAACCUCUUCACUCUGCGCUCAGACAACUUCAAGAAUGUGUGUGAUUACCUAAGGACCAAUUUCCACCAGCACUUAUAUCACAGAGAUGGGAAACAGUAUCGAUUGCGUUGCCUGCCUUACUUCUACAUCAUCGGCCAACCAAAAUGUGGCACCACAGACUUAUUUCACAGGCUGCUGCUGCAUCCUGAGGUCAAGUUCAACACGAUGAAGGAGCCACACUGGUGGACCAGGAAACGGUUUGGUUAUAUUCGUUUCAAAGAUGGCUUCCAGAAAAGUUUCCCUGUGGAAGACUACCUGGAUCUGUUUGACUUGGCAGCCCACAAAAUCCAAGAAGGAAUCAGUGGAAACUCAUCUGGACACCACCGCGGCACAUUACAGGUCAUAACAGGUGAAGCCAGUGCAUCCACUAUGUGGGAUAACCAAGCCUGGAGCUAUCUCCAUGACGACAAAGAGGAGACGGAUCCCCCGUUUCUGACUCAGGACUUUAUUCACAAAGUCCAGCCCGAUGCCAAAAUCAUCAUCAUGCUUCGAGAUCCGGUUGAAAGACUAUACUCUGACUACCUGUAUUUUAAGAUGGCCAACAAAUCUGCAGAGGACUUCCAUCAGAAGGUCAUUGAGUCUGUGCAGCUGUUUAAGUCCUGCCUCUCUGCCAGGUCUCUCCGUUCCUGUGUCUACAACACCAGCCUGUCCAACUCCAUGCCGGUUCGACUAAACCUGGGGAUGUACAUUGUCUUCUUAUUGGACUGGUUGACAGUUUUCCAAAGGGAUCAGAUCUUAGCUCUCCGAUUGGAGGACUACGCAGCCAACCUUACAGUCACAAUCCAGAGGGUUUUUGAUUUUCUAAGUGUGGGUCCAGUGUCAAAGCAGGUUGAGGCAGCCCUGACCAAACGGCCCAUGUCUAACACCCGACGAGUCGCAGACAGGAGCCUGGGUCCCAUGCUUCCAGCAACCAGAGACCUGCUCAGGGAAUUUCACCAGCCCUUCAACCGCAAACUGGCCAGUGUAUUGAACAACAAGGCCUUUCUCUGGAGAAACGCCUGAAAAGACAUAAACAUUAAAACUCAAAUGAGGGUGAAUGAACUAUGAGUAGCCAAAAGCUACUGUGGAUAAAAAUGAUGUUGCGGCUUGAUUGUAAAUAGUUUAAUGAAGCUUCAAAUGAGUUUUGAGGUUUUGGAGAUAUUUAUUUGCUCAUAAAGGACAUAAAUAUGAGUUAUCAUUAUUCACACAUUUAAAGAAUUUGGGUUUGAAGAUGCUUUAUAAUUGUUUCUGCUGCUGAAUUGCUGAAUUAAAAAAAUGCCAAAAUGCACUGUUAAAGUGAGUACAGAUUUGAUUCCUGGA